Aspergillus fischeri NRRL 181 is the source of this 4572-nucleotide messenger RNA. RefSeq lists its product as uncharacterized. The record is from RefSeq and is a predicted model, not a curated record. NCBI's taxonomy places the organism in Eukaryota, Fungi, Ascomycota, Eurotiomycetes, Eurotiales, Aspergillaceae. Bases 1 to 4572 code for a protein of 1523 amino acids. Gene Ontology annotation, biological process: mitotic cell cycle. The transcript has 2 exons.
AUGGCUCGCGCAGCUAUCAUCCCAAAGUCGUCCCCAAAACGGACCACCCGUGGCCGUCCCCCGGCCAGCACAGUUAAAGCCGCCAGUCUCACCACGGCCAGCAAACCGGUCGCGAGGACUACGAGGACAAAGUCAGGAACUUCUGCGACAGAAACCAGAAAAAGAGUCACGAGAACUGCAACGGCGACAAGCGCGAGGACUAGGCAGCCGGACUCUGACACGGAUGAGGCUACGGACGACGAACUGGGACUCAUAGAUACGAAGGAAAAAGCGAAACCAGGCAGACCCAAAGGGAAGAGCUCAACUUCUUCCACAAGCGCUACAGGACGGGGAAGAAGACCCGCGACUCCUGCAGCUGCAGAGUAUGAGAGCGACAACGAUGAGGACGAGCUGGCCCAGACCGAUGCCCCUAAGAAGCGACCUGGACGGCCAAGGACGAAGCCGCUGGCAAAGGAGAACGAAGUUCAACCCGAGACAGCACCUAGACCGAGAGGUCGACCAAGGGCAACUGCCGCGGCGAAGCCUGCUGCCACUACAGGUGCUGAUAAAGACAGUACAAAGAAGAAGACUCGAACACAGAAGGGCGCAGUCGAAGCAUCCAGUAGUGGUCCCAAACAUAUGGUUAUCGCGACAAACUCCACAACCAUGAGGUCAAAUUUGCUCCGGGGACCAGCCAAGAAGAAAACUGUCACAUUCAAAGAUGUGUCCGAUUCCGAAGAGGAGGAUGCCAACGAACCAGCUCCUGCUACGACUGGAAGACGCCGAGCAGCAACUACAGCAGCAGGCAAGGUCGGUCUCGGAGCCAAGCCAGUUCGCAAGCCUGCUACAACUACUGGCCGAGGGCGCAAGCCUGCAGCCUCCACGAAAGAAGCCAGCAAGCCUCUCUCACCCAAGAAAGCCACGCAAGUUGCCAAAUCGAUUUCCUCAUAUGUCAGCUCGGACGGAGAGGAUGAUGAACUCAGCAGCGCCAAGGACCAAAUAAAGCUGGUCAUAAACUCGCCUCUCAAACAAGGAUCAGAAGCUACUGGGUUGAGCUCUCCCGUGCGAAAAAUCAACUUCACACCAAGAAAACUCAACCAGUCGGUGGACGAAAAUGGGGAGCCCAACCUCCAACCUACGAAGGCAGUCGACUUCAGUGACUCGCUGUUUAUGUCCAGUCCUGCCCGGCGGCCCACCCCUUCUCCCUUCCACUAUACCGUCAAGGAGACACCAAGACGAGCUCGCUUGUCCUUUAAAGGACACGAGAAAUCGAUUGCCCAGCCGAGUUUAACGCCAACACAAAAUUCACCACUCAAAGCAUCUCCAAAGAAAGCCCACUUGGAGACACCCAGACACGGAGGCUUGGGUAUCCAUGACGAAAUCAUGCCUUUAUCACAGCCGAAUUUCACCCCAGGGCACAAUUCGCCUCUCAAAUCGUCCCCUAAGAAAGGCAUAUUUGGCGUAUCUUUCGCUCAGGCUCCCUUGCAGGAAUCAUCGACGCCAUUCAAGUCCCGGUCGCUGUUGCUCCAAAGCCCUGCAAAGAGAAUUGCUUCCCCGUUCAAGAACAGUCUCUUCUCGAGUGUUCGUUCAAUGCCGGAAUUGCGUCAGAACGAAAGCGGUAUGGAUCUUGCUAGCGGUGCCGACCAGGCCAAUGAUGCGGAAGAUGUUGAAACGUCUCUCAGGACUCCUGAACCUCAAGGGCCGAUGGAUGUCGAUUAUGAUAACGAAGGACUAGACCAAGAAGAGGAGCCGGAACAAGAAUCGUCCGACGAGCAUCCUGUCGUGGAAUCUCCGGCGCACUUUGCUGAUUCUCAUGAUAUCAAUGACGAGCAGCAAACACACUCCAUGACCGCAGAAGAUGUCGAGGACGCUCCAGAACAGCUGUCCGAUCAUGAUGAUGUCGUCGACAGUGUCGAGGAUGUUCGAGCUUGCGAGUUGACCAACGAAGGUCCUGAAGUCGAUUGUGAAGAAUCUGGCGACGCAGCCUCUGAUGCAGAAGCUGCGGAGUAUAACGCCGAGACCCUUGCCGACGAGGAACCUCGAGUGCUAGAUGACAACGACAGUGAAGAGGGCUCUGAGAUUGAUGAGAACGAUGUCCAUCUGGCGGACGAAAGCAUUGUCGGCCAUACCGAAUAUGUCAGCAACAUGGGUACCCACGCCGAGCAAAAUGACCUCGCGCCUGAUUAUGAUGACGCAGAGGACCCGGACGCAACUGAAUCAGAGCCAGAGGAAGAGCGCAUGAUGCAGGACGUAUACGGCAACGAGUUUCAAGCUGUGACAGAGGAGUCAAGCCUGCCGUUUCAGCGACACUCGAUUGAGGGACUUGAAGAUGUUUUCACUGACGCUCCGGUGGCCGAUGAAGACGUUGAUGGUGAAUCUGACACUGACCCUAUUCCGGAGACUACGGGAAGUGCCGCCGUUCAAGUCGAUGUCCAACCUGAAGAGCUCAACGAUGAGUAUGUUGAUUUCCACGAUAGCGAAUAUUUUGAUGAUGACGAGGCGACACUCGUCGCAUUUGAUACCACGGACCACUAUAUCUAUGAAGUUCAGCCUGACGCAGAACCGAAUGCGGAGUCAAACACUGAGCUAGGCGCUCAGCAAGAACUGGAAAGAGUGAAUAGCCCCCUUCAUGACCAGGAUCGUUCCUUUGCACCACAAGCGUCGACAACUCAGGAUGCCAUUGCCUACCACGGUAAUCUGGAAUACCGCGAAGAAGAGGAUAUGUCUGAGUCUGAGCUCACCACGGACAACCAGAGUCAUUCGUUCGAGCAUAAUGACCUGCCCGAUUCAUCUACCUCCGCGGCGGUUUGCAGUGACGACCCGCAAAGCGGAUCUCUGAUGCAGCGAAACCGUCGUCCACGGUUCACGCUUUUGGCAGAGCAGCUCAGUCAAUGGAAAGCUAGCAGCCCCGAGAAGGCCCGGCCAAAACGCACCGGGCGAGGGGUGUUCUCCAUCGGAGGACUUCGAAGGUCUUCUCGUCGUGGGUCUCGUAUUCCUCAAGAAGUGGCCUACCCUGACAUCGAAAAUUGUCUUGGAUCCCCUCAAGACAAAGCCUCAGAUCGCCCUCGCGAUAGCGAGAUCUACGCCGGUGUUCCAGAGACCUACGAGGACCAGGAUGAGCAAAACCUAGAAGAGUCUCGUUCUAGUGCUGUAGCAACAUCAUCUCCCCAGAGAGAGCCAAUGACCGAGUUGUUCAGCGAGCCGCAACCCGAAUUCGCUGAGCCGACUGCAUACGAAGAGUUCCUGAACCGUCAGCCUGCGCAUGCUUCUGAUAUCGCCAAGAGCCCGGUUGUAUCGCCUAGCUCUCCGAAAGAAGACAAUUCGGACGAGAACAAGGAGAAUGGAAGAGUCGAAUCGCCUGCUCCUGCCACACCCGUCAAGCAGAAAAAGAUCCCGCUAAAGACCUUCCAUACGGUAUCCAAAGUACCUCUGAAGCCGGAAGGUCAAGUUUCACCCUUGAAACUGUCCCGCAAAAGGGGCCGAUCGCUCUCAAUCUCUUCGCCUGUCCGGUCAUCUCCUCGGCUCCGAAAGCCUGUGCUUGCUCCCCUGCAGCAGAGUACGGCACAAGCCUCUCCUCGCAAGAUGCCCAAACUCCAACAUAACGAGACUCCCCGGUCUCAAAAAUGUGACUCCGGGCGGAGGAGUGUUGCCAGCCAGUCGAGUAGGCGUUCCAUGGCUCCUUCAGCAUCUCCAAGCCCCUCAAAGACUCCUCAUAGGAACAUUGCUGCUUGUGAAAACGUUCUUGGAGGAGCGGUUGUAUAUGUGGAUGUCCAUACAACUGAGGGAGAAGAUGCCAGCGGCAUAUUCAUUGAACUUCUGCAGCAGAUGGGAGCUCGAUGCGUCAAGAGUUGGGGAUGGAAUCCUCGCGCAAGUAUGUCGUCAGGCGAUAUGACAAACCGCAGAGACAGCAAGGUGGGAAUUACCCACGUUGUGUUCAAGGACGGAGGAGUGAGGACCCUGGAAAAGGUCAGACAAGCGGCUGGCCUGGUCAAGUGUGUCGGUGUUGGUUGGGUUCUUGAUUGCGAGCGAGAAAACAAAUGGCUUGAUGAAACCCACUACGCAGUCGAUAGCUCCAUCAUCCCUCGCGGUGGUGCCAAGCGCAGGAAGAGCAUGGAGCCUCGGGCACUGAGCAAUGUCAACGGAACUCUGAUCAAAGCGGACAACAGCGCAUCGGUGUCUGCAUCUGGCAGACGCUCCGGGGCUGACUUUAGCACCAUGGGUGAUUUUAUGAGACAGACUCCUCCACUUUCGCAUGGGGAGGCUUCGACUCCGGAGAGCAACAGAAAGUACACCGUAACCCACACAGAGGCAGAUCAGCAAUAUUGCCAGACGCCAAAGACCCCAGGCACAUCUGGAUACGAUUUCAGCAGGAUGGACAACAUCGGAAUGUCCCCUGCCACCCCAUUCUAUCUCUCUCAGAAAUCCAGGCUCGUCCAACAAACGUGCCCCCCAAAGCAGACUCGGCAAGGCCUCUUUUCGACUUCGUCGUCGAUUGACGAUGAGCCUACUCAGAAACUACGAUUCAAGCUGGAGGCUGCGCGACGAAAGAGUCUUGCUUUCAAGCCCAAGGUUGGCAGUCCACUCAUCAAUUGA